AUGGAAGCAUUAUAUGAUGAAGAACAGUGCGAAAAGUUUGUUUGGGAGAGAAAUAAAGUGUUUCAAUUAAUUGAAUUGGUAGAGGCUCGUCCAGAAUUGUGGAAUAUCAGGUUGAAGGAGUAUAGGAAUCGAAACCUGAAACAACAGUCCUUGGAAACGAUAGCAACGUCUUUAAAUUUGGGUGUUAAAACAGUAAAAGACAAAAUUCAUAAUUUGAGAUGCCAGUUAAAUGAGCAUCUGAGAAAAAUGAAAAAGUUCAAAAGUGGUCAGGGCGCAGAUGAAAGGUAUAAACCGAAGUGGGAGUUUUUUGAGGCUGUCAAGUUUAUGAAUAUCCAGAUAAAUUCAACAAAGGAUUCAAUUGUCAGUGUUGGCAGUGCCCCUGAUAUUAUUACAGAUGUGCUGGACCAUCAUGAUGAGGAAAUGAAAGAUAAUUCUGGGUCUUGGCAGACUCCUGUUACAAAACCUCAUAAAAAUAAAAAACGGGCACCCGAUUCAGUUAAAAAGGAUGAUGAGUUGCUGAAUGAAGCUUUAGCUUGUUUACGAGCUCCGAAAGAUCACUUGGAUGUAUUUGGAGAGUUUGUUACUGCAGAGUUGAGAGUAUUACCCUAUGAAGAUAUCCGAAAUAAAUUAAAACUUAAGAUUCAGAGAGCUAUUUUAGACGCACAUGAGGAAGUCAACAUGCGAGGAGUAUCCUCCCCCAGUUCACAGUCUAUGCUGUCUCUGAGUAAUUUGAGUGAGUACUCCGGUUCAUCGAGCACUCCAGUAAUAUGCCAGAUAAUUUCUCCAACGCAAAACGAGACUACUUUAACGCAAUAUUAUGACAAAAUGUAACAUUUUCUCAUACCUUCAAAUAAUCAUUUUUCAAUUCCAAGUACAGAGCAU
Molecule: messenger RNA, 882 nt
Organism: Ctenocephalides felis (cat flea)
Lineage: Eukaryota; Metazoa; Arthropoda; Insecta; Siphonaptera; Pulicidae
Exons: 2
Coding region: 1-831 (276 amino acids)
Source: RefSeq, a predicted model, not a curated record